Messenger RNA from Otolemur garnettii (small-eared galago), 936 nucleotides. RefSeq names its product olfactory receptor 51B2-like. Gene Ontology annotation, molecular function: G protein-coupled receptor activity; olfactory receptor activity. Gene Ontology annotation, cellular component: membrane. Lineage: Eukaryota; Metazoa; Chordata; Mammalia; Primates; Galagidae. The coding region runs from base 4 to 936 and encodes 310 amino acids. The record is from RefSeq and is a predicted model, not a curated record. The transcript has a single exon. Gene Ontology annotation, biological process: G protein-coupled receptor signaling pathway.
AACAUGUGGCCCAAUAUCAGCACUGCCCCUUUUCUACUGACUGGAUUCCCAGGUCUGGAGAUCUUUCAUCCUUGGAUUUCCAUUUCUUUCUUUGUUAUCUAUGUCUCUAUACUCCUUGGCAAUGGCACCCUCCUCUUUCUUAUCCGAGAAGACCACACUCUUCAUGAGCCCAUGUACUAUUUUCUGGCAAUACUGGCAGCCACAGACCUUGGAGUGACUUUGACAACAAUGCCCACCGUGCUUGGUGUUCUUUGGCUGGGUCACAGGGAGAUAAACCAUGGAGCUUGCUUCUUCCAGGCUUAUGUAAUCCACUCACUCUCUAUUGUGGAGUCUGGAGUCUUGCUCAUCAUGGCCUAUGAUCGCUUUGUUGCCAUCCGUAAUCCCCUGAGAUACACCUCUAUUCUCACCAAUGCUAAGGUGGUGAAGAUAGGUCUGGGGGUUCUAAUGAGGGGAUUUAUGCUAAUCGUGCCCAUAAUUAUCACCCUCUCUGGAUUCCCUUACUGCAGAUCUCAUGUACUUUCCCAUGCCUUCUGCCUACACCAGGAUGUGAUCAAACUGGCCUGUGCUGACAUAACCUUCAAUAGACUCUAUCCUAUAGCCCUCGUUUCAUUAACUGGUUUUUUGGACUCUAUGCUUAUCCUUAUCUCUUACAUCCUAAUCUUUAAGACUGUCAUGGGAAUUGCCUCAGGUAAGGAGCAGGCUAAGGCCCUGAAUACUUGUGUUUCACACGUUAGCUGUGUUCUGGUUUUUUAUGUCACUGUGACUGGGUUAACCCUCAUUCAUCGAUUUGGGAAACAUGUGCCACAUGUUGUUCAUAUCAUUAUGAGCUAUAUCUACUUCCUCUUCCCCCCAUUUAUGAAUCCAAUAAUUUACAGCAUUAAGACUAAGCAGAUACAGUAUGGAAUCAACCGCCUUCUUGCUUUUCACAGAACUUGA